Polyodon spathula (Mississippi paddlefish) is the source of this 2728-nucleotide messenger RNA. Its product is annotated as calreticulin-like. Lineage: Eukaryota; Metazoa; Chordata; Actinopteri; Acipenseriformes; Polyodontidae. The transcript has 9 exons. The record is from RefSeq and is a predicted model, not a curated record. The coding region runs from base 177 to 1427 and encodes 416 amino acids. Gene Ontology annotation, biological process: protein folding. Gene Ontology annotation, molecular function: calcium ion binding. Gene Ontology annotation, cellular component: endoplasmic reticulum; endoplasmic reticulum membrane.
UGUGAGCGGAGAGGAGAUCCCAUCUGCACUAAUCGGCUGAAGAGGGCCAGAAAGCGGUGUUACAGAGUGGAGGAGAGAGUUGCACUUAUAUUUUAAAUUAAUUUAUUCAUAAAUAUAUAUAUAUAUAUUGUACUUAUAGAUAGCUAUACAAUAUCUUAAUUAAUUUAAACAACAAAAUGCAAGCGUUAAUGAUAGCGGCCUUAUUGGCUGUGGCGUGUGCAGACCCCAAAGUAUAUUUGAGGGAGCAGUUCGAUGAUGGGGAUGAAUGGAAGAGUCGGUGGGUUGAAUCGAAACACAAGUCGGAUUAUGGGAAGUUUGUUCUGACGGCUGGAAAAUUCUACGGGGAUGCAGAGAAAGACAAAGGCUUGCAGACAAGCCAGGAUGCCAGAUUCUACUCCAUGUCCACAAGGUUUAAUUCUUUCAGCAACGAAGGGGAAACCCUGGUCAUUCAGUUCACAGUGAAGCACGAGCAGAGCAUUGACUGUGGGGGCGGCUACAUCAAACUCUUCCCAGGAGAACUGAACCAAGAGGAAAUGCACGGGGAGUCCAGCUACAACAUCAUGUUCGGUCCAGAUAUCUGUGGGCCUGGAACCAAGAAGGUUCAUGUGAUCUUCAACUACAAGGGAAAGAACCACUUGAUCAACAAGGAUAUUAGAUGCAAGGAUGACGAGUACACUCAUCUGUACACUCUGAUCGUCCGCCCUGACAACACCUACGAAGUGAAGAUCGACAACAAGAAGGUGGAGUCUGGCAGCCUGGAGGGGGACUGGGACUUCCUGCCCUCCAAGAAGAUCAAGGACCCUGAAGCCAAGAAGCCGGACGACUGGGACGAGAGGGAGAAGAUUGACGACCCAGACGAUACCAAGCCCGAGGACUGGGACAGGGCUGAGCACAUUCCCGACCCUGAUGCCAAAAAGCCAGACGACUGGGAUGAAGAGAUGGAUGGUGAAUGGGAGCCCCCUAUGAUCACCAACCCUGAAUACAAGGGCGAGUGGAAACCACGCAAGAUUGAUAACCCUGACUACAAGGGCAAAUGGGUGCACCCUGAAAUUGAUAACCCAGACUACACCCCCGAUUCCAAAAUUUACAAGUACGACAGCAAUGGUGUACUCGGGCUUGACUUGUGGCAGGUGAAAUCGGGAACGAUCUUUGACAAUUUCCUCAUAACAAAUGACGAAAAGUUUGCUGAAGAAGUUGGCAAUGAAACUUGGGGUGUAACCAAGGACCCCGAGAAGAAAAUGAAGGAGGCCCAGGAGGAAGAGGACAGGAAGAAGCGUGAGGAGGAUGAGAAGGCCAUGAAGGAUGAAAUAAAGGAUGAGGGGGAAGGGGAAGAAGAGAAAGAGGAGGAUGAGGAAGAGGAGGACGACGACGAGGACGAAGAAGAAAAUGAGGAAGAAACGGACUCUAACCUGAAGGAUGAGUUGUAAUCCCAGAGUGUUCAAAGAGACACCCUGCCUAUUAUGAGCCAAUCUGGCAGAGCUGUGUGGACAUUCCUUAUACUUUUCCGAGGGGAGGUGCCUUCAUUCCACUUGGGCAUGAAAAACACAAAACCAAUAUCAGAAGCCUUGGGUACCUGCUGCUUUUCAUAUGGAAGCCCCCUUUUUAAAAGAGGGUUUACAAAGGAAAACAAGUUUCUUUUUUAAAAGCCUAGGUUAAUUUUCUGUGGAAUUAGCUAAACAAAUCCUUCCUUGUUCGAUAAGAACACGCCUUGAGAUAGAAGCAGGUUUCUCCAUUGGGUUAUGUCUUCAUGGUUAUUUUCUUAUUAGCUGUUAUCUACCACUGGAAAGACCCCCUUCCCCCAUCCUAUUAAAUUUCAUUGACUCUAUGAUUUUAUAUUUGUGUUUUUUUUUUUUGUUUUUUUUUGUUUUCCAGGGCAGUUGCAAAAUAUUGAGGAAAUUGCUGUAACCAAUGCCUCCAGUAAACCAUGCAGGUAGCAAACUAAAUGCCAUCGUUAAUUAAGAGUCAGGGGUAAAAAUGGUAGCUUGGACAAUGUUUUAUAAGUGCCAGAUGAGCACACAUUCAGCAACAAUCUUUUCUAGUGCAUGUGUUUGUUACCCUUUCUAGUGCUGCUCACCCUCCAUGCUCACAUUGUACACAUUUGGUCUAAAUAGUAAACUUUGUGUUCUGAAUCGCAUUACCAACAUCAUGUGCAUAGCUCUGUGAAUGUACAGUCUGUCGCUGUUAGUGCUGAUAGAAAACCUUAAUAUGGAGUGAUCAAAGCAUGACCGUGUUUAGUGGCAUGAGAGGAGCUGGUGAUUGUGUUUUUUAAAUGGCUUUUGAUUCAUUUCACACUGAUCGUAUUCCUCUGCUAGUGCAAGCCUGUGUUUGUGGCUGUUUUGUUUUUAAUGAAAAUUGUUUUUGGAAGUACCACAGACCCACUGCCAGCAAAAGGGGGCACAUAUUAGGCAGUAAAGAGUGACUGCUAAAUCUCAAUUCCUUUGUACAUCAUGCCGAGUAAAUGUUGGAGGGUUUGUCCUGUUUUAGAAUGACCAUCCUUUAUUAAUGAAAAUAACAACAUUGCAGACAAUUUACAAUGUGAAUUUGCACUGCUGUACAUUCAUACAAUCUUAGACUUGUCAAUGAACAAGGUUACUUUUAUUUUCAUUUUGUUUUUUUAUAUAUUUUGUACUGUAGGCUUUUUUUCCCCUUUCAGCUGUUGUAUAAAAAGAUCUUGUGCGCAAAACAAGUUAAUGUACAGUGAUAAAAAAAAAUAAAUGUAAAAAUGAAA